This is a messenger RNA of Menidia menidia (Atlantic silverside), 1563 nucleotides long. NCBI's taxonomy places the organism in Eukaryota, Metazoa, Chordata, Actinopteri, Atheriniformes, Atherinopsidae. The record is from the annotation of a GenBank genome assembly.
AUGUACGAAGGAAAUGACCAGUAUGAAGGUUACUGUGUGGACCUGGCCUCAGAGAUUGCCAAACACAUUGGAAUCAAGUACAAGAUCUCCAUCGUCCCAGAUGGAAAGUAUGGCGCCAGGGACCCAGAGACGAAGAUAUGGAACGGCAUGGUCGGGGAGCUGGUGUACGGGGUACGAACGUCAAAAGCGGAAAUCGCUGUGGCCCCUUUAACUAUCACGUUGGUCCGGGAAGAAGUGAUUGAUUUCUCAAAACCCUUCAUGUCACUGGGUAUCUCCAUCAUGAUCAAAAAACCACAAAAAUCAAAGCCAGGGGUGUUCUCCUUCCUGGACCCGUUGGCCUAUGAGAUCUGGAUGUGCAUCGUGUUCGCCUAUAUCGGCGUGAGCGUGGUGCUCUUCCUGGUCAGCCGCUUCAGCCCGUACGAAUGGCACACCGAGGAGCCCGAAGAGGGCACCGACGGUCCGCCAAGCGACCAGCCCCCCAAUGAGUUUGGCAUCUUCAACUCUCUCUGGUUCUCCCUGGGUGCUUUCAUGCAACAAGGCUGUGACAUCUCUCCCAGAUCACUAUCGGGACGAAUUGUUGGAGGAGUUUGGUGGUUCUUCACUCUCAUCAUCAUCUCGUCCUACACGGCAAACCUGGCUGCUUUCCUCACGGUGGAGAGAAUGGUUUCCCCAAUUGAGAGCGCUGAGGAUCUGGCCAAGCAGACAGACAUUGCCUAUGGUACUCUGGACUCUGGUUCAACCAAAGAAUUCUUCAGGCGUUCCAAGAUUGCCGUCUAUGAGAAGAUGUGGGGCUACAUGAAGUCUGCUGAACCCACAGUCUUCACCAAAACCACGGCUGAAGGGGUGGCACGAGUCCGCAAGUCGAAAGGAAAAUACGCCUUCCUACUGGAGUCCACAAUGAAUGAAUACACAGAACAGCGCAAGCCCUGCGAUACAAUGAAAGUUGGAGGCAACUUGGACUCCAAAGGCUAUGGAGUAGCCACACCCAAGGGUUCACAGUUAAGAAGUGCAGUUAACCUGGCAGUGUUAAAACUCAAUGAGCAAGGACUGUUGGACAAAUUGAAAAACAAGUGGUGGUACGACAAAGGAGAGUGUGGCAGCGGAGGCGGUGGUGAGAAGGUUAGCCACUAUGUUGCUAUGCCCAUAACGCCUGUAAACCUUGCCGUAUUGAAACUGAGUGAAGCAGGAGUCUUAGACAAACUGAAAAACAAAUGGUGGUACGAUAAAGGGGAGUGUGGACCCAAGGACUCUGGAAGUAAGGAUAAGUCAUCACAGGCCCUCAGCCUGAGCAACGUGGCGGGGGUCUUCUACAUCCUGGUUGGGGGCCUGGGUCUGGCCAUGCUGGUGGCACUCAUUGAAUUCUGCUACAAGUCACGCAACGAGGCCAAGAGAAUGAAGCUAACAUUCACAGAAGCGAUGAGGAACAAGGCCCGUCUUUCUAUCACAGGCAGCGUUGGGGAGAACGGACGAGUUCUGACGCCUGAUUGUCCCAAGGCCGUCCACUCUGGGCCUCCCAUUCGCCAGAGCUCCGGCCUGGCCCUGGUUUCGUCAGAGCUUCCUUGA